Nicotiana tabacum (common tobacco) is the source of this 2084-nucleotide messenger RNA. Its product is annotated as protein OBERON 2. Gene Ontology annotation, biological process: root meristem specification; maintenance of root meristem identity; regulation of gene expression. Gene Ontology annotation, cellular component: nucleus. NCBI's taxonomy places the organism in Eukaryota, Viridiplantae, Streptophyta, Magnoliopsida, Solanales, Solanaceae. The record is from RefSeq and is a predicted model, not a curated record.
AGUCGUAAAUCAGACCGGAAAAAACGGUGCGAGACGGUCAGACCGUCCUUUUCCGGUUCUUGGUAAUCGUCUGCAGUUGACUUUUCUUAUUCUUUUUUGCCAACGAAAUGCAGAAAGAUAAAGCAGAAUCUUUUUAUUUCAAAAAUCUGUCCUCAAAUUCAUCCUCCACAAAAAUGUGCCUGAAUUAGUGCUGAUAUAUAAGUUAUCAACCUAUCAUCAAAUAUGCUGCCUCCACGUCCCAACGGGUUACAAUCGUCCUUGUUUCUUGCAUCUUCUGAUAAUCAUGAGCCAAGAAUGAACUCCGAUCAGAUUCGUGAAUCGCCUGCUGAGAGUGCUAGUUCCUGGCCCGCUAUUGAUGCUGCUGCCCAAAUGAAGCAUGAGAAUCAGAAAGUUGAGGAUGAUUAUUACGAGCAGUCUGUCACUCGUGGCCGUUCUAGUGCAAAUAGGAUCUCUCUUCUUGAUAUAGCAAGAGAGCGAGUGGAUAUAAUAUCUGAGCAAAUGUAUUUACUCCCUAAUGAGUAUUUAGAUGAGCUAAAGGGUAGGCUUCGAGCGAUGCUUGAGGGGAACGGGAGUUCUCAACAAAGAGACGAAUUUAUGGUUUUACAGAGGCUUGUUCAGAGGAGGUCUGAUUUGACUGCAGAAACAUUGAUUAAAGCUCAUCGGGUUCAGCUGGAAAUUAUUGUUGCUAUAAAAAGUGGAAUUCAAUUUUUCCUGCAUCAAAGUAUGAAUCUUUCUCAGACUGCCCUGGUUGAGGUUUUCGUAUACAAGAGAUGUCGGAAUAUAGCAUGCCAAAGUCAGUUGCCUGCAGAAGAUUGCCUUUGUGAGAUAUGCACCAAUAGAAAGGGAUUUUGCAGUCUUUGCAUGUGUGUUAUCUGUAACAAGUUUGAUUUUGACGUGAAUACAUGCCGGUGGAUUGGUUGUGAUUCCUGCGCUCAUUGGACUCACACGGAUUGUGCAAUUCGAGAUAAACAAGUUGGAACAGGUGCUUCUUCUGCGAAUGGGCUGGGGUCUGCUGAACUGCAGUCCAGGUGUAGAGCAUGCAACCGCACUUCUGAGCUUUUAGGCUGGGUAAAAGAUGUAUUCCAACAUUGUGCACCGACAUGGGACAAGGAAUCUUUGCUAAGAGAACUAACUGUUGUAAGUAAGAUCUUUCGACUGAGUGAAAACACAAGAGGGAGGCAGCUGUUUUGGAAGUCUGAGGAGCUCAUAGAAAAACUAAAGGGUGGAGUAGCAGAGGCCAUAGCUAGCAGAAGUAUAUUAUCUUUUCUCCAAGAGCUUGAGAUGGACUCACAAAAGAGCAGUGAGGCUGGAAUUAACGGAAGGAUGAUGCCACCACAGGAGGCAUGCAGCCGAAUCGCUGAAGUGGUACAAGAAGCAGUGCAAAAAAUGGAAAUAGUGGCCGACGAAAAAAUGAGGAUGCUAAAGAGAGCUCGCCAAGCUCUCGAGGCUUGUGAUCAUGAACUGGAGGAAAAAGGUAAGGAAGUUGCAGAACUGAAGCUGGAGAGGCAGCGAAAAAGGCAACAGAUAGACGAAUUGGAGAGCGUUGUUAGGCUUAAAGAAGCAGAAGCAGAUAUGUUCCAGCUUAAGGCUGACGAAGCAAGACGAGAAGCUGACAGGUUACAGAGGAUUGCUCUUGCAAAAUCAGGGAAAUCAGAAGAAGACUAUGCUAGCAGUUACCUUAAACAACGUCUUAGUGAGGCUGAAGCUGAGAGGCAAUUCCUUUUCGAGAAGAUUAAACUUCAAGAUCAAGGUUCUCGUUCAUCGCAAAGCAAUGACAUGGUUGACCCUCCGCAAGCACUUUACACGAAAAUUCAAGAGAUCCUGAAGAGCGUGUAGCUCUGCCUCCGGCCAGUAUAGCCAUCCGACCAGCCUAUGAACAUCUUUGUAAGUGACCUGAUCAUUAUCCAUGUUUUGUGUGCUUUUGUUGCAGUAACUUAAUAUGGUGUUGCAGAGCAAACUGUAAAUUAGAUUCUUGUGUCAUUUUAACUAACUUCUUUAAAUAAGACGUUGGCACGACGAAUGCCCUAGCUAAAGCCUUGUAUAAUUGAUUGAUUUGCUUUUAUUGAUGGAAUUAAUUUGUGAAA